AAACGAAAGAGCCAAGGAGGGGCGCAAUACGCACAAAAAGCGAAAGGGUUUCAACUUUGAAUUUUCAUUUUGUCCAUUUCCGAAACACACACAUCUUACACCUAAUCUCCUCUCUCCCUUCCUUCCAUGUGAUCCAAAGGGCAAAAGCUUCGGCUGGAUGUCCAUGGAUUUGUUCUCUCUUAAUACCACCUGACGUUGUUUGCGUUGGUCGAGAGCAAAUUCCAUGGCCAAAUUGCAGUUGCAAGCUCCACUUUUGGUCUGAGAGAAAUCCCAUCUGCAGACGGUGUUUUAGGGUUUUGUUUUAAGGAAAAUCCCAUCGUUUUCAAGAAUGCCGACGCACGGAUCCAAAUCCGAAAAGCAAGAUGCCGCGGUGUUGAACCGUCGAGAUCCGUAUGAGGUACUCGGUGUCUCCAGGAACUCCACGGAUCAGGAAAUCAAAAGCGCUUACAGAAGAAAGGCUCUCAAGUAUCAUCCUGACAAGAAUGGAAAUGACCCCAAAGCUGCUGACAUGUUUAAGGAGGUUACUUUUUCCUACACUAUUUUGUCAGAUCCAGAAAAAAGACGACAAUAUGAUGCUGCUGGCUUUGAGGCCGUUGAAACAGAAAACCAAGAAUUGGAGCUAGAUCUUUCAAGUUUGGGGGCCGUGAACACCAUGUUUGCUGCCCUUUUUAGCAAGCUUGGUGUGCCAAUUAAAACUACUGUAUCAGCAACGGUUUUGGAAGAGGCACUUAAUGGGGUUGUGACUGUUCAUCCACUUCCAUUGGGCGUGCCUAUGUCGAAAAAGGUUGAGAAACAAUGUGCUCAUUUUUAUUCUGUUAUGAUUAGUGAAGAGGAAUCACAGGGUGGAUUUAUUUGCCGAGUUCAAUCACCUGAUAAAAGCAAAUUUAAGUUAUUGUAUUUUGAUCGGGAAGAAACUGGUGGACUAAACCUUUCUUUACAGGAGGAAAGUACUAAAGUAGGAAAAGUCACAUCUGCUGGAAUGUAUUUUCUUGGUUUCCCUGUAUAUCGGUUGGAUCAAACAAUAAGCUCGAUUACUGCCGCUAAGGAUCCAGAUGCUGCCUUUUUUAAAAAGCUAGAUGGAUUCCAGCCAUGUGAAAUAACUGAACUAAAGGCUGGAACUCAUGUCUUUGCAGUCUAUGGAGACAAUUUUUUCAAAAGUGUGAGCUACACAAUUGAGGCCUUCUCUGCAUCGUCUUUUGCUGAAGAGAAGGAAAAUCUUAGGACGGUGGAAGCUCAAAUUUUGACAAAAAGGGUGGAAAUAUCCAAUUUUGAAACAGAAUAUCGUGAGGUUCUGGCACAAUUUACUGAGAUGACUGGUAGAUACACUCAAGAAAUGCAAGUGAUCGAUGAGCUUCUCAAACAGAGGAAUGAAAUUCAUGCCUCCUACACAACUUGUCCUCCAAUAAAACGGAGUAGGAGCCGGAUUAGGGGUUCAUUUAAGGAUGCUAAAGAAGACAGCCAAAUAAGGGAGAGGAAAUCUACAAGGGAUAGGCCUAAGAAGAAAAAAUGGUUCAAUAUCCAUUUAAAGGUUGAGAAAAGAAAAUCUUGCUGAAAAAGUCAACUUCAAUAUUGCAGGGAAGGUGAAACUUUUCCCCCAAACAAUUUUUAUUGGCUGCAUUCGGAUUGAUUUGGUAUAAUCAGAGAAGAUACGAGAGCAAGUAAUAGCCCGACUGGAGUGCUAAAUCUCUAGUAUGGCCCUGAACCACAUGGGCACGCUGUGGAUGACAACUUGUCUACAAUGAUUCUUUUAGUUGGAUCCUUUCUCCAGCAAAAAUCACGCAUGUAAAUUGUAUAAUUUAUGGAAUCCCAUCACCACUGCUGUUUGUCAUAUAAUUAAGUUUUGUGAAUAGCAAUAUGAGCUGGAUUUCGCAUGACCCAAGGUCGAGUGUGCUCUUGUGAAUGUUAAUAUUUUUGUUUACUGCGGAAAGGCUUGCGGUUCCGCUGGUUCACCUUCACCUGAUUGACUUGCUGGACAAUCUGUGACAGUGCUAAAAUGCGUUUUUGAUUUAUACAGGCUUGGGGAAUGAAAGAGUGAUUUUAAUAGUUGAA
Cucurbita maxima (winter squash) is the source of this 2049-nucleotide messenger RNA. RefSeq names its product chaperone protein dnaJ 16-like. The record is from RefSeq and is a predicted model, not a curated record. The transcript is spliced from 12 exons. NCBI's taxonomy places the organism in Eukaryota, Viridiplantae, Streptophyta, Magnoliopsida, Cucurbitales, Cucurbitaceae. Bases 329 to 1552 code for a protein of 407 amino acids.